GUGCAUGAAAGCCACCUCCAUAUUUCUUCCCAAGUACAGUCAAGUACCGACGCACACUCUCGGUACAACGCCCCGCUCAUAUGCGUUACAUCAUGAAAAUCGAAGAGGGAAAUGCGACUCCGCGAAGAAGCAUGAUGAAUUCAUGAUCGCCUUCCAAAGCCCUUGUAGCGGCGGGGCUUGGCCGGUCCAGAGUGGAACAGCAUUCUCGACGGAACCACUCAGGCUCCGGUGCCGUCUGCUCACGAUGGCCGCUAAAAGCUUUCCUGCGUGAAUGGAAAUCUGGCUCGAAUAAUCUUUCCAAAAGAGCUCGCAGUCUCUCUUCGCGACACUCAUUUUCAAGUGCAGCAGCAGCAACAUGGCUGACACGUCCGCAGCCAGUCAAGCGCCCGCCGGCCCUGUUGCCGUGACGGAGACAGAUGAGACGGGCAGUCUGUCCAACCAGAAACAAGGGAAGAAAAAGUCUUCUGGGCUCCAAAAUUGCUUCAGAUACUUCCGACUCCUCGUCUACGCAGAACCGACCGCAAACGACAUCGGACUGCUCUUGGUUGGGUUGUUCUCGGCCAUUGGUUCAGGCAUUCCCUUCCCCCUUAUCGGUAUCCUCUUCGGUGAACUUGUGGACAACCUCAACUCGGCAACAUGUGCAGCCCAAACGGAAACCAGCGCACAGCAGUAUCAGGAUGAUGUCAAUGACAAGCUCCUCAAGGUCGUAUAUGUCGCCAUCGCCCAGUUCGUUCUGAUCUACCUCUAUGUCGUCUGCUGGAAUCUCUCCGGCGAUCGUUUAGCCCAUCGCCUGCGUGCCAAGUACUUGAGGUCCAUCCUCAAACAGGAGGUUUCUUUCUUUGACAAGCUCCCUGCCGGAGACGUCUCGGCGCGUCUUACCGGUGAUAUCAACACCAUCAAGGAUGGCACCUCGCAGAAGGUCGGCGUCGUUCUCGGCGUCGUGUCCUUGUUCGUCACUGCCUACAUCAUAGCCUUUAUCAAGAAUGCCAGGCUUGCUGGAAUUCUCGUGUCGAUUUUACCUGCUUUCCUCUUGCUGGGAGCACUGGGUACUUACUACAUCGGGAAGUUCUCGGGGCUGAUGUCUGAACACAUGGCCAAGGCCUCCGGUGUUGCUCUGGAGAGUUUGUCAAAUGUCAUGGUCGUGCAAGCUUUCCGCGCCAACGACCGCCUGGAGAAGAAGUUUGUCGAGGAGCUGUGGAAUACCCGUAAGAAUGGUAUCAAGAAAGCCGUCGCCACGGCCAUUCAAUCGGGUUUCCUCUACUUCCUAGCCUAUGCAGCCAGUGGUUUAGCUUACUGGCAAGGAAGUCAGACUAUCGCCGACGUGGUUAGUGGCAAGCUUGAAGGCCAAACCGUCGGAACGACAUACACCAUCAUUUUCGUCUUGGUCGAUGGUACCCUUAUUCUUAGCCAGAUGGCUCCUUUCAUCCAAAUCUUCGCCUCCGCUUCAGCAGCUUUCGAGAAAUUGGAGGACGAUAUCAAUCGGCAAUCCCAAAUCGACGGAACUCUCGACUCAUCCGCUGGUACAAUUUUGUCUGAGUGUGAGGGAGAAGUCAGACUGGAGAACGUCAACUUCACCUAUCCAUCGCGGCCAGAUGUACCAGUCAUCCAAGACGUGUCUCUUCGCUUCCCGGCCAAGAAGUACACAGCAGUCGUUGGCUUGUCCGGAAGCGGAAAGUCUACCAUCGCAGGCCUGGUGACAAGACUUUAUGAUCCCGAUCAAGGCUCGCUAUUCUUGGACGGCCAUAAACUCACCGACCUAAACGUGCGCCAUCUUAGGGGCUUCAUUGGUCUCGUGCAACAAGAUCCCCUUCUACUUGACCGAUCCCUCUUGGAAAACAUUGCGCUUGGCCUGAUCAACUCUUCGAGAGAGGAACACGUUGCACUUCAACCCAUCCUCUACGGAGACACUUUGGCCAAGAUUGCGGAGGCGGUGCGAAACGGCGAGGAUGUGACUGCGGUAGCCGCUUCCCAUGGUCCCGAAGCCGUCCGGAUCAUUGAAAUGGUGCAACACGCUGCAACUCUAGCUGACGCCGGCAUCUUCCUUGACAAGCUCGAAUACGGAUUUGGUACAAUCGUUGGCCCCAACGGCGACUUGCUCAGUGGAGGCCAGAAGCAGAGGGUGGCUCUCGCCCGAGCCUUGGUCAAAGACCCGAAAAUCCUGGUACUCGACGAGGCGACCUCGUCGCUAGACUCGGCGAGCGAGCAGCGCAUCCAGAAGGCCAUUGAGCAAGCUACCGCUGGACGAACCGUUAUUUCCAUUGCGCACAGGUUGGCAACGGUCAAGAACGCUGACAGCAUCGUCGUUAUGCGCAGUGGUCGGGUCAUCGAACAGGGCAGCCAUCUCGAGCUCAUAGCCAAAGAUGCCGACUAUGCUGCACUGGUUCGCCUUCAGACCAUGGGUUCGGAAACGUCAAGUGUCAGCACGUCCAAAGGGUCCGAGUCGGCUGUCGAGCACGACAGGGUUUCCAGGUCAAUGAGCGUCACCAACGAGAAAACACCAGCAGCAGGACUCAAUAUGGCCUCCGAAGAGACAUCAACACCACCGGCCGCGGAAACUGAGAAGAAGACUAGAGCGACUAAGGCGACAGUGAAAAGUAUCAACUUCUUCGUUCGCCCGUACUGGAUCUUUUUGUUUAUCGCAUUCUUCUUCUCGGUUGUUGUUGGAGGUUCAUACUCGAGCUCUGCCGUCCUCGUCGGAAACACCAUUGGGGCUUUGAGUCCUUGUGAGCCUCCCAGUGAAAUUAAGUCCUCUGGAAGCUUUUUCGCGCUUCUAUUCUUUAUCCUCGGAAUCAUCGAGCUCUUUGCCAACACCAUCAGCUGGUCUGCCUUUGGAUGGGUUGCUGAGAAUAUCCUCUGCACUAUCAGGACUCUGUCCUACCGAUCAUUGAUGGAGCAAGAUUUACAUUGGCACCAGUCAGAGAAUCGUACGCCUUCGACCCUUCUCGCAUUCAUCACUAACGACACUACUAUUAUCGGUGGUUUGACGGGCUCUAUCAUGGGUACCAUUUUUUCAAUCGUCGUCAACUUCGUAGUAGCGGUUGUCUUGACGCACAUCAUUGCGUGGAAGAUCGCAUUGGUUUGCCUCGCAGUUGUCCCCCUGAUGUUGGGAUCAGGCAUCUUGCAGCUCAACAUUCUUGCCGCUUUCGCGACUCGCCACGAAAAAGCCUUUGCCAAGUCGGUCAGCAUCACCGUCGAGGCGGUGAACUCGAUCAAAACGGUGGCGGCACUGUCGCUAGAACAGGAGGUGCUCGGGACCUACCGUCGUUCUCUCAAUAGCCCCAGAAAGGAGAUGCUUCGAAACUGCCUCUGGGCCAAUGUGUUCCUGGCUUUUACCUUCAGUCUUUCCAAUCUCCUUUACGCGCUUGCGUACUGGUGGGGCGCGCAGAAUAUCAUCAAUGGCACAUACACCCAGACGCAGUUCUUCAUCGUGCUCAUCGCAUUGCUCGUAAGUGCACAGCAGUGGGGCGAGUUGUUCACCCUGGCUCCCGAGGUUACCAACGCCGGAAGAGCCGUCGGACGAAUCCUCGACCUGAUCGAUCUUGGAUCAACCCGAACAGUGGAAAAGAAGCCAUCGGCUAUUGACGACCCAGAGGGUGCCAUCGAGUCGAAGCCUUCGGGUCCUACGAGCGAUCAAGGCCUCCAAGUCAGCUUCAAGCAAUUGAAGUUCUCGUACCCCGCGAGGCCGAACCGUCAGGUGCUCAAGGGUCUGGACGUAGACAUCAGCCCCGGCCAGUUCUGUGCACUUGUUGGUCCCAGUGGCGCAGGAAAGUCUACCAUCGUCUCGCUGUUGGAGCGGAUGUACCAUCCCGACUCGGGCGUCAUCGAGAUUGAUGGCGUGGACGUUACAGCCAGGAAAGAAGCAGUAUUCCGUGAUGACAUCGGCUUGGUUCCUCAGGAUAACAUCCUGUUCGAGGGAACCAUUCGCUUUAACAUCGCGCUCGGAGCCCGACCAGACCAUCAGCCAACCGACCUCGAAAUCGAGGAAGCUUGCAAAUUGGCUAACAUGCACGAAACCAUCAUGGCGCUGCCCGACGGUUACGACACCCAGUGCGGUACCGGCGGUGGGCAGCUCAGUGGUGGCCAGAAGCAACGCCUUGCCAUCGCACGAGCGUUGGUCCGAAAGCCGCGAUUACUUCUGCUAGAUGAGUCGACGAGCGCCCUGGACGCCGAAUCGGAGAGGCUGCUCCAGGACGGUCUCGACAGGGCGACCAAGGGCAUCACCGUGAUCGCCAUCGCCCAUCGCCUGCACACGAUCCGCCGCGCUGACGUCAUCUUCAUGAUUGAGGACGGGCAAUGCGUGGACAAGGGUUCACACGAGGAGCUGAUGCAGAGGAGUGAGAGUUAUCGGGUCAAUGUGCUCCACCAAACUCUCAACUAAUUGGAAUUUACCUUCAUUAAGGGCCGAAGGGGAACACAAAAGGAACAUGUCGAACCGUGUACAUAAUAGCAAUUUUUAUCAAUAGACGCCAAAGUAAUACCUAGCAUUCAAGACAAGAAACCGUGGAUACCCCGCCCAGUCCUGCAAAUGGUGUUCGAAACGUCGAACCCUGUUAUCGAGUCUUCAUCAUUCCCAAAUCAUUUCGUGG
Molecule: messenger RNA, 4586 nt
Organism: Pseudomassariella vexata
Lineage: Eukaryota; Fungi; Ascomycota; Sordariomycetes; Amphisphaeriales; Pseudomassariaceae
Product: multidrug/pheromone exporter, ABC superfamily
Exons: 3
Coding region: 356-4378 (1340 amino acids)
Biological process (GO): transmembrane transport
Cellular component (GO): membrane
Molecular function (GO): ATP binding; ATP hydrolysis activity; ABC-type transporter activity
Source: RefSeq, a predicted model, not a curated record